CAGCAAGACAACGGGUCUGGUGCAGAGGACUGUGGAGGGCACUACUCAGGCCUUCCACUUUCGCUUCCUCUUGGCAAGGAUGCAUUGGGGCGCCGUAAAGUAGCUGCCCUUUCUCUUCCCUUUAUGGUGGAGAUGGAAGCACGAUCACCUCUUAGUCCUAAGGGAGCGAACUCAGCUGACGAGCUUGAGGUUCGAAGUUUUCGCAAGGAAUCUUUCGUUCAAGCUGCCUCUGCAGUAUACAAGAGGACGAGUGCGGCUGUCCGUGUUUCACCAAGAACGAGAAGGCCCGCCACAGUUGACUGGCUCGCAAACUUCGAAGCUCAGAAUAUGAAGCAAUCGGCAGCUCACGCGGGCAACCUACUUGGUCAGCACGACGAAAACGUUUUGAAGGUCAGGGGUGCGCUUAGAGCUGCGGAGAAGAGCUCAGAGCUCCAAACCGGGAUCACAGGCAGUGAUAGCAGGGCUGUCAGAGAACCAGGAAGGUUAGAGUCAGGUGGGGAAGCUGCUGACAUCAGCGGGGCUUCAAGAGAGUCUUCAGCACUGGUGCCCCCAUCAGACCAGUCGACUGAUGAGAAGUCAGUGAGAGCUAGCGUUGUUAUUCUGGAAGGGCCAAGCCUGGCAGACGGGGGAGAAAGGAGCCUUUCUGAAGCAAGUGGAGCUGGCCAAAUGCCUGAAGCUGGGGCACAUGACGAUGCAGAAACAGAGGAGGAAGAUGGAGACUGGGAGGCCCUGCCUUCAGAAAAGGAGAUUGAAACUUAUGCGGAGUAUCUGGGGAUGAAGCCCAAGGAGGAUACAGAGGUGCUCUGGAUUGCAGAGCAGGCGAUGUUGUGUCCGGUCCCAGACGGCUGGCAGGAGGGCGUUGACAGCGACGGCAGCACCUACUUCUACGAGCUCGAGACGAUGACGUCAUGCCGAGCUCACCCGUGCGAUGACGAUUACAAGUUCCUGUACCGAGGCCUCCGGCGAUCGGUCCGGGAGUCUGCAGUGACGUUCGAAGCGGUCAUCAUAAUGGCCGACCGGUUGGGCAUCGACGUGGCGACCGAGCCGCACCUACUAUGGGUUGCCCGGCACGCCCUUUUGGCGCCAUUGCUGCCCGGGUGGGAGGAGAUGGAGGACGAGGAGGGCAGCUACUACUACGACCGGAGAGCGGAACGCGCCACAGCGGAACACCCCAUUGACGCUUUCUUCUUCCGGCUGAUUGAAACGGAGCGAAUGAAGAGGAAAGAACUAGAGAAGAGCAACUCGAGCGCCCUCGCCGCAAAAGAUGCAGAAGCGUGCGUGAUGGAGCUUCUGGACGAGGAUGGAGACGUGUUCACCUUCGACUGGUCGAAAGCCGAGAAGCACGAGCCGCCACCGUUCGAUGAGGAUCCGGCAACUGCUGACAGCUGGUCUUCCAUGGCUGUCUUGCCCACUGUUGCCAAGUUGGUGUGGAAAGCCCCGCUUGGAUUAUUUACCGCCCUGCUCAGAAUCUGGUCCACUGUAGUCGGAAGCCGAGUUGCGGCAAGCGAUGCUUGAAAGGUUGCCCAGCCUUAUUCGGUACAAAGGUGGCGGCUGCUAACGUACUGCUGCGCUUCAAACACGCCGCAAACGCUGAGGCACCGUUUAAACGCGCAAUUGCCAUGGGCCGGGAACGAACUGACCACAAUCGCUCUCGGUCAUGCGGAGUACUGUAUUGCAUCCGCGAUCGUUCAGUAUAGGUAAAGAUUCCUAUACGGCGGUACGCACUGAUCCUACACGGGCACGCGAAGAUUUCUCUACCAACGCAAUCCACUUGGAUCGUGGCACGCGCUGCCAUGACAUUGAUCACGUCUGGUCG
Molecule: messenger RNA, 1816 nt
Organism: Klebsormidium nitens
Lineage: Eukaryota; Viridiplantae; Streptophyta; Klebsormidiophyceae; Klebsormidiales; Klebsormidiaceae
Source: the annotation of a GenBank genome assembly